Coccinella septempunctata (seven-spotted ladybird) is the source of this 1824-nucleotide messenger RNA. RefSeq lists its product as uncharacterized. The record is from RefSeq and is a predicted model, not a curated record. The transcript has 4 exons. The coding region runs from base 1 to 1824 and encodes 607 amino acids. NCBI's taxonomy places the organism in Eukaryota, Metazoa, Arthropoda, Insecta, Coleoptera, Coccinellidae.
AUGGUUCAAAAUAGGAAACUGCAGCAGUCUAACCUCAAAGGAUCACCGUCCAUCCAUGCACCACCUUAUUGGAUAUGCAGCGAAUGCGAAAAAGAAGGAUAUGAUUCGGAUCUUCAUCAUUUGGCCUUCUCCCAUUUCAACCUCACAGAAAACUUGACUUUGAAGGAAGUGUUCGAUGAAGACUGGGACAAUGAAAACUUGAAAAGUCUUCAGAAAAAACAAUUCGACAUAAUCCUUGGGGAACCUCCAUAUUUAGAACUGGACUAUACGUAUCCACAUAUAGAAUAUUUUUGGGCUUUAGUUGUGCCAGUUCCUGAAGAAAUGCCUCCAAUAACAAGGCGAGAUUUCAUCAUUUAUUCGGUCAAUAAUGAAUUCCAAAUUACAUCUCCAACAUAUCAAAUCAAUAUGAACGAGUAUUUAGAACUAGAGGGGAUAAAUAUGCCAGACAUGUAUCUGUUUGAUCUGGAUGAAUACAACCUAUCAGAUUUCAUAAUUUCAACCUACCGACACAGAUUUUUCAAUCCAAGGGCGAAAUUCAUAUUGGUAGGAUCAGAGCUGAAUUACACUAUUCCCGAAAUUUUAAUAUGUAAUUUCAUAUUGAACGUAAUAUUCAUCGAGAAAAGUACGGAAAUAAUUUUUACGAUUUUUCCAUAUGAUGAGAGAAUGCUGCAUAACCCCUCGAAAGAUUGGUGGAAAAUUUCAAGCUCUACAGAAUGUACUAAAGAGGUAUUUUUUCAGACACUCUUCCAACAAAAAAUUCCGAAAAUUUGGAAUAACUCCACCAUCAGCCUGAUGUACAUUGGUUUCGUUCCAUUCAUUAUCUGUUCGGAAUGUGAAGAAAGGGGUUCUUUGAUAGAUAUUUUGGAAGAAAGUGUAACGCAUCUUAAUCUUACAGUGGAGUAUAAUGAAUUGAAAUAUAACGGAAGUGAUUUCGAAGAAUACGAUCGAAAUAUGAUUCUGGAGAAAAAGUACGAAAUAUCUCUGGGUGACUACACAGAUUUGAAACUCGAUAAUCUGUAUCCACACGACUACACUAUUCUGUUUUGGGUCGUUCCGGUCCCUGAAGAGAUGCCAAGAUGGAAAUAUCUGUUUACAGUAUUUUCUAAACAAGUAUGGAUCGUUUGGAUCAUUACUUUCGUAACUCUUGUUCUAACAUGUUUCAUUAUAAGCUCAAUGUCUUCGAGGAUGCCUAGUCCAUAUAGACUUUUGACAGAUGCAGCAACAAUUAUUAAGAUGUCCCUUGAACAAUCAGCUGAUUUGAAUUCGUUUUCUCAUUCGGAGAGCAUUCUUUCCAUCCUCAUUUAUUUUUUCACUUGUAUUAUGACAGCCAUAUACAAAAGUAGAUUCUUAUAUCUUCUGGUAGGUUUCAAUUAUGAAAAAAUUAUCAAUUCGGUCGAAGAUAUCAUGGAUCACAACCUGACUAUCUGUUCACCAAUGUUAACAGCCGUACAAGGCCCUUUUUUAGAAACGGAACGCAAGCAAAAUUAUUUCAAUUCUCAUUAUAUUCAUUGUGAUUUCGGUGACACUGUUUAUACGCGAGUAGCUACAGAAAGGGAUGUGACUUUUGUAGAUAAUGCGGAAGCUUUGAACUACCUCCAGUCGAAUUAUAUCGACGAUCAAGGUAAAAGUUUAUUUCGUAAGGUAGAACAGCCCAUCAUUUCAUCACCGUUCGGAUCGACUCUGAUAAAAGGGCAUCCGAUCACGGAAAAUCUGAACCGAUACUUCAUGCUGUUGGACCAACACGGAAUAAAGAAACUGAUUAUAUCAAGGUACAACAAAUUACCUUUUGGUCAAGUGGCGAAUUUGCAAACCCAACUGUAUUAA